Messenger RNA from Chironomus riparius, 534 nucleotides. The record is from the annotation of a GenBank genome assembly. NCBI's taxonomy places the organism in Eukaryota, Metazoa, Arthropoda, Insecta, Diptera, Chironomidae.
AUGGAGAUUUUAGCUUUAAUUAUUGUUCUUUACAGCACAAUUUACAGCAUUGAGUGUGCUAAAACUUACAGAUUUGUGUCAAUUGAAACCUGUAAGACUGACAAUGAAUUGAUUGUGGCUUUUAAAAAAUGUGAAAUUGAUGGAAUGUAUUUAACAUUUAUUACUGAAGUUAAAUCACCAAUUACUAAAUUAGUUAUGAGCACCCAAAUGAGCAUAAUACAAAAUGACAAAAAAACCGUCCUCAAAGAGUCAAUAGCUUCAUUCAAUUGGUGUGCAUUGUUUGGUAAAAAUGGAAAAAUUCCAAAAUCACCAGGAUGGAAAGUUGUGAUGAAAGGUUUUGGAAAAUAUUUUAAGGAAUACAUGACAUGUCCAAUUAUCAAGAAUAUUGAACUUAAUCGAAUUCAUGGAGAUCCAAAAAUGAUGCUUUUUGUGCCGAAUUUAAAAGCUCAAUUUCAAUUGGCGAUCAAUGCUUAUAGCGUCAAUGGAUUGAAGGAAUUUGGGAAUAUAUCAUUUACUGCUGAAGUUCUUGAUUAG